Messenger RNA from Brugia pahangi, 255 nucleotides. The record is from the annotation of a GenBank genome assembly. NCBI's taxonomy places the organism in Eukaryota, Metazoa, Nematoda, Chromadorea, Rhabditida, Onchocercidae.
AUGGUGUAUUUAUUGGAUAUGAAGAAGCCAAUUGCAAUUCAUUUAUCGGAUAGUACACUGUAUUUCAUUGAUUUCGAUUCCGUACUCCAAUUCUCAUCUAGUUUUUGUAAAACAUCAUUCUGUUUCCCCUGCGCGUUAUUUGUAAGACGAUCCAUUGGCAUGUGUUAUGUCAGGUACGCAUAUCAUCGAGACAGAAGCAUGUCUGUGCGAAAAUUUAUCACAGAAUGUCAAAGCGCUGGCUUUGACAUUCUGUGA